Thecamonas trahens ATCC 50062 is the source of this 2839-nucleotide messenger RNA. RefSeq lists its product as uncharacterized. Gene Ontology annotation, molecular function: dopamine beta-monooxygenase activity. The transcript has 3 exons. Gene Ontology annotation, cellular component: secretory granule membrane. NCBI's taxonomy places the organism in Eukaryota, Apusomonadida, Apusomonadidae. Gene Ontology annotation, biological process: octopamine biosynthetic process; norepinephrine biosynthetic process; dopamine catabolic process. The record is from RefSeq and is a predicted model, not a curated record. The coding region runs from base 1 to 2820 and encodes 939 amino acids.
AUGGUAGGGGCCGAGAAACCGGCUACGGGCAUCGUCCCCUCGCCUGCUUUCUUCUACUUUGCAGAAAACGGGCCCGGCGUGCCGCUGACUCUUCAGUCUUCCGCUGCUGAUACCAUCUACCGCGGCUUUCUCCUGUUUGCCUCUGACCCAGCGUCGUCGCCGACUUCGCCGCGGUACGGCGCGCUGGACAUCACCUCGGGCGCGAUGAAGUCCAAGACCUGCGACGGCUCAGCCGUCGCUACCCUCACCCAUACCGCGCGUUCGGCCAAGCUCACACUCGCCACCACAUGGCAUCCGCCGGCGGUUGCAUCCGAGAACGCGCCCGUCGCUGAUCACGUCGCCAUCCACGCUGUCGUCGUGACAGAGACCCCGUACUGGUACCGUGCCGUCUCGGGCGUCAUGCACCAUGUCGACGCCUACAAUGUUCGCCUCGCCCACGCCGACGGCUCAUCGGCAGGUGCCUCGCACCUCUCUCCCCCGUUCUCCCGCGCAACUCUCGACUACUCGGCACUGGUCACCUCCAACUUGCUCAACAUCUCGUCUGACUUUAUGGGGCCCGGUCGGCCUGAGCUCUUCUCCGAAGAUCUUGGCCUUGCCGGCGUUGUUAUUCCGCCGGCAGGCCUCAACGUCUUGCUGCCUGGAUCGGGGUUGUACGAGCUCGUUGUCGAUGUCCGCGGCGACGACGGUACCCUUGCCAAAGAGUACAUCAUCCACGUCGAGGCCCGCAUCCACAACGCCUCCUGCGCCGCCACCCGCCCCAUUGUCAACGACAUCCUCCUCUCAGGCCUUGCUGCGUCGGCGCUCUCGCCGCCGUUUGACCCUGCGGCAGAUGCCGCCUCGGGCACUCGCUACGCCGCCGCCGCCGCCGCCUCCGAGUCCGAGGUCGUGUUUGGUGUCGACUGGCGCUACGUCGGCGACGGCUUUGUCUGGUCCGCCUCGCUUCCGCUCGUCACAGGCACCAACUCGUUUGCAGUCAACGUCACCGGUGACGCCGCCUGGUCGUCGUAUGCUACCGACUACUCAGUCUCGUGGGCGCUCGACAGCGUCGCAGGCACGCUCGCGGUCCAGCUCCGUGCCGAGACUCAGGGCUGGAUCGGCUUUGGCUUCUCGCCCUCGGGCUCCAUGGCCAACGCCGACGUUUGGAUCGCCUGGAUCGACGACAGCCCGGGUUCGAGCUGCGCUGCAGGCUGCGUAUUUGACUACAACGUCAAUGGUCACACCCGCCCCUCGCUGGAUGCCCAGCAAGAUGUGGUGCUCUCCCGCGCCGUGCGGGAGGGCGGCUACCUCGUCGUCGACCUCGUCCGCGCGCUCAACACCGGCGACAGCGACGACUGGGAAAUUGACGUCAACGCAGCCGCGCCCAUCGCUACCAUUCACGCCGUCCGCAUCGAGGCUUCUGGCCUGCCGUCGUCCGACGGAACCGGAUUCUCCAUCCACACUGCCGGCAAUGCCGCGACAACCAUCGACUACGCCCGACGGCCGACCGACCCGCCACCGCCGCCGCCGGCGCCGUCCAGCUCGUCACCGGCGCCUGUCGUGUCCGACUCGACCCGGCCCAAGGCCACCACCGUCCACAUUGUCCACGGUCUCCUUGCUGUCGUUGUCUGGCUCGUCAUGCAGCCGCUCUCCUUCAUCUUUGUCCGCUACAUCCGCUUCUACCGCAAGCAGCAGGCCAAGGAUCAGGAGCGGGCCGAGAUGUGGCGCCGCCGCAACGAGAGGCUUGCCGGCGAAACCCUGCCGUCGCCGUCAAACCCGCCGUCGGUGUCGGAUGAGCCCGAGCUCGACGAGUCUGGCCACGUCGUCACACGCAUGGUUCUCCCGUCGGACGUGCUGCCGAACCGCCGCCCGGGCCUCCUCUUUGCCGCCGAGGCCCUCGGGGUGCUCGUCACUUUUGUUGUGGUGGUCAUGGGCCUCGCCUCUGUCGACGGCUCAAACGGCGCCCACGCCCUACACAUGUGGGGUGGCGUGGCGCUUUUUGCCUCGGCCGUCGUCCAGCUCGCCCUUGCCUUUAUGACCCGCUCGGUCGAGGCUGCCACCUGCUAUCGCCCGACCCACGACACACUCCAGGGCGUGAACUGGCUCCUCGCCCUCGUCGUCUCGCUUAACGGCCUCGUCAUCGCGGUAUCGCCGUGGUACCUGCACAUCCUGGUCUGGUUCUUUGCCUUUGGCGCCAUCGUCGUUGUUGCCGUUCUCGCCUACAAGAAGCACGCCUGGCGCAAGGCCGCCGCCGCCGCCGCUGCCAACGCGAGCGAGACAAUUGCGGCUGCCCGCGCCGGCGAUUCGCCGUCGACAGCCUCGUUUGACGCCUCGGCGUCAGCCGACUCUGAGCAUCGUCCGGCCGGCGCAUCCGCAGCUCCCGCCAAGCCGUCCAAGCCUGCCUUUGGCGACGACGCGCGAUCCGCCUCCGGCGGCUACUCGUCGUACUACGAUGACGACCAAGGUGACACAAAGCCAGUUCCCAAGCCCGUCGCUCCGGGCCCUGAAUCAGUGUCGGCUGACGAGCCUGUGGCGUUGGGCGACGUUGCUCUGCAGCCGAUCGCGCCGCCGACCGACGAUGCUGCGCCGAGUCAAUCCCGGCGCGAUGCUCGCCGUCGCGUACCUGCGUCCACGUCCACGCCCACGCCCAAGCCCGUCCGCCGCGCACCAGCGCCACCCCAGACUGCCCCUGUACCAGCUCCUGCCGCCCCGGCUCCAGAGUUCAACGCCGACUUUGGCGCUGCUUUUGAGGCCGACUUUAACGAGUUCACUGAGCCCAAGCCCAAGCUCAAGCCCAACCCCGCUUCCGAGCCCGGAGCAUCUUUCAGCUCGUUUAGCGAGUAAAUGCGACUCUUGCACGGCG